Messenger RNA from Papaver somniferum (opium poppy), 1356 nucleotides. RefSeq names its product protein MAINTENANCE OF MERISTEMS-like. NCBI's taxonomy places the organism in Eukaryota, Viridiplantae, Streptophyta, Magnoliopsida, Ranunculales, Papaveraceae. The transcript has 5 exons. The coding region runs from base 1 to 1356 and encodes 451 amino acids. The record is from RefSeq and is a predicted model, not a curated record.
AUGAUAACUCCUACUUCCAAAGCUCACCAUCACGAUAAAUACUUACUUGCCGGUCCAUUACGCGGAAAAAAGCCGAGUGAGGUAUCAUUUUCUAUCACCGAACCAAGAGACAUAGUUAAUGAGUUGUCGGAUUCGUCAGAAUCAGACUCUCCUGUUAUUUCCGCUAACAGUAGUGGUGAAGAAGAUGAGAUACAAGAAGAUCCUCCUGAAGAGGAUGAAGGGGAUGAUGCUGGUGAUAAGGAUGAUGAAAAGGAUGAAGGUAAUGAUGCUGGUGAUAAGGAGGAUGAAGAGGAUGAAGGUAAAAAAGAUGUAGAAGCUGAGGAAGAGAAUGCAAAGCCGAAGCCGGAUCAUAAGAAUGUCGCACGUCUUUUCAGGCACCAAUCUUCUUUUAAGAAAAUGGAGUUGUGGCCGCUAGCAGGUGAAUGUGCAAGAGUUAGAGACUAUGUUGAAAACUCCGGUUUGUACAAUGCUGUUGUCAACUCUGUGAUUGCGUAUGACAAGGUCGCAGUAUCUAGUUUAUGUGAAAGGUAUUACGCUGAAGUCGACACAUUCCAACUUCCUUUUGGCGAGAUGGCAUUGACUCCUGAUGAUGCAGAACAAAUAUUAGGGUUGCAGGUGGAAGGAACUAAGUACGCGAAGAAAAAGUUCAAACUUGUAGAGAUUAGGAAUAUGUUUUCUAGGACAGAAAAGAAGGAAAAAGAUAAAGGUCUCUCUGAUAUGGAAUGUCGUUAUGCGGCGGCUGCGUAUUUGUUGUACGUCCUUGCGUCGGUUGUAUCUCCCGACAACAAAGGUAACAGGGUCAGCGCCAACCUUCUUCAGCUUUUGGAUCCCUUGGAAGAUGUGAAAAAGUACUCUUGGGGGACUCCCAUAGUUGCACAUUUGAAUGGUCAGCUUUCCCAGGCAUCUCGCGAACGAACUUCUCAAAUUAAUGGGAAUUUGGCGCUAAUCCAGGUUUGGAUUUAUGAUCAUUUCCCGUCACUGUUCAAAGAUAAUGAAGACGUGGAAUUAAACCCAGAUUGGAUCAAAGGUAGUCCAACAGGAACCCGUUGGUUGUUCACCGGUUCUCAGGAUAAGGAACAAACUGAUGCGUUGAUAGAAAUGCGUCAAAAACUUGACAACAUCACGGCGAAAAAGGUAAUCUUUACUUCGUACAAGGAUGAUAGAGUUGGCGCAAUGGAAGAUGUCAUGUAUUACUAUGGCCCUUUGUUUCACCUUAACGGUUUUUCAAUGUACAAUCCGAUGAGAAUCAUGCGUCAACUUGGGUUUAUUCAAGAUUCACCCAAUGACGACUAUGUACCUUCGUUCAAGCACAAGUUAGACAAAUGUCAGGCUGGCAAGUCAGACGUCGUCGGUUGA